AUGAUAUUAGUUGGAUCUCCAAAGAAAAUGCAGUUUUUCGGCGGCACAGAAAUCAGUCCAUCUCCUCCGGUGCCGACUGCCUCCGGCAACAAUGGCCACAUGAUGUACGUUUUCAACAGAAAUGGAGUGUGCCUGCUCUACAAAGAAUGGAAUCGACCUCUCAAGACUCUCGGCUCGCAACAAGAUCAAAAGCUCAUGUUCGGACUCCUCUUCUCCCUCAAAUCCUUAACCGCAAAAAUGGAUCCCACCAGUGCUGAAAAGGGGAAUCUUGGGGUACCUCAGCUACCGGGGCAAGGUUGUUCCUUCCACAGCUUCCGAACCAAUACAUAUAAACUCAGUUUUAUGGAGACUCCUUCUGGGAUUAAGAUAAUUCUAGUCACCCACCCAAGAACAGGUGAUCUGAGGGACUCCUUGAAGUACAUUUAUAAUUUGUAUGUUGAGUAUGUUGUCAAGAAUCCAUUAUCUUCUCCAGGAACUCCCAUAAGAAGUGAGCUAUUCAACAAAACAGUUGAUCAGUAUGUGCGAGGCCUCGGUUGAUGAUAUGGUAGCUUAUCACCUCAACUCUUGAUAGUUGAUGUUGCUAUGUGCUUGCAGGAAAUGAACUUGAUGCUAUGCUGUGCAAGAAAUCCUGAUACUCCCUUCGUCCCACCAUAAGCGACUCACUUUCCUAUUUGAGAUGUCCCCCAUAAGUUAGCCAUUUCCCUUUUACUCAAAAAAUCAUCUCUUAUUUUAUUUUCCCACCUACUUUAUUCUUUUCACUCUUCUACUUCUCUCUUUCUCAUACUUUACUCUCUCUACUUUAACUCUUUAAAUAUCAAUUCCUUAAAUCUUGUGCCAAAUGGCUUGCUUAUGGCGGGACGGAGGAAGUACUAUAUUUCUUUGUUGGCAGAUUUAAUUCUAGGUUUGGUCCUAGAUUCAUGUAUUCAUAAUUUCAUAUAGUAUAUGUGUUCCAUAUGAAUCAGCCAUUUGCUUCUGAUUAUGUUCUAAAAUGCUGCUCCUUCGCUUUUGCUUGUGA
Molecule: messenger RNA, 1015 nt
Organism: Salvia hispanica
Lineage: Eukaryota; Viridiplantae; Streptophyta; Magnoliopsida; Lamiales; Lamiaceae
Biological process (GO): endoplasmic reticulum to Golgi vesicle-mediated transport
Cellular component (GO): TRAPP complex
Source: RefSeq, a predicted model, not a curated record